Schizosaccharomyces cryophilus OY26 is the source of this 1308-nucleotide messenger RNA. RefSeq names its product aminotransferase class I and II. Bases 1 to 1308 code for a protein of 435 amino acids. The record is from RefSeq and is a predicted model, not a curated record. Gene Ontology annotation, cellular component: cytoplasm; mitochondrion. Lineage: Eukaryota; Fungi; Ascomycota; Schizosaccharomycetes; Schizosaccharomycetales; Schizosaccharomycetaceae. Gene Ontology annotation, molecular function: L-kynurenine:2-oxoglutarate transaminase activity; pyridoxal phosphate binding. Gene Ontology annotation, biological process: biosynthetic process. The transcript is spliced from 2 exons.
AUGAUUUUUUCAACCUUGUUUCGACCUACAAGAAUCCUUGCAAUGACAGCAAAUACCAUAGUCCCUUCCUUUCGGGUUGCUGGGAGUCGUCCAGAUGUUUGGACUAUGGUAAACAAGGCAACAGCAGAAUGUAAAGUGCCCCCAGUUUCGCUAAGUCAGGGAUUCUUCGACUAUAGUCCACCCAAAUUUGUCUUAAACGCUGCGAAGAAAUGUAUAGACGAGGUGUCUUGCAAUCAAUAUUCCCACACGCGUGGUCGUAUAAGCCUUCGGAACGCCCUGUCGAAAGCUUACUCUCCUCUAUUCAAUCGGAAGCUGAAUUCGGACACGGAAAUUGUAGUCACAGCUGGUGCGAACGAAGGAUUUUACAGUGUGUUUGCAGCAUUUUUGAAUCCUGGUGACGAAGUGAUUUUGAUGGAACCUUUCUUUGAUCAAUACGUAUCCAACAUCCAGAUGAAUGGCGGUGUUCCUGUUUAUGUGCCUUUAAUCCCCCCCAAGGAAGGAGCGGAGCGCCCUGUGUCUGCUAAAGAAUGGAGGCUAGAUAUAAAUCGACUGCGAGCUGCAAUCACUGACAAGACAAAAAUGAUCGUUAUUAAUACUCCUCAUAAUCCCCUUGGAAAGAUCUUUUCGGAAGAAGAGCUGAACGAAAUUGCCGACAUUGUACUAGAACAUAAUUUGCUUGUAGUCUCUGACGAAGUCUAUGAUCGUCUUUCUUACACUCCUUUUGUUCGUCUUGCUACUCUUCGCCCAGAGCUGUUUCGUCAUGUCGUCACGGUUGGCUCCGGCGGAAAAACGUUUGGAUGCACCGGCUGGCGGGUUGGCUGGAUCAUUGGAGACGAGAGCAUCAUUAAGUAUUCUGCUACUGCCCAUACACGGAUCUGUUUUUGCGUAAACAGUCCAUUACAAGAGGCCACAGCCAUUGCCUUUGAGGAGGCUGACAAGGUGGGCUACUGGGAAGAAUAUAUAUCAACGUAUAAACAGAGGUUUUCCAUUUUGGCGGAGGCCUUUGAUCAACUCGGCAUUCCUUAUACGAUCCCUGAUGGUAGUUACUAUGUGAUGGCUAACUUUUCCAAGGUAAAACUACCUGAAGAUUAUCCUUUCCCAGAACAUAUCUUGUCUCGCCCACGUGAUUUUCGUUUAUGCUUUUGGAUGUUGAAAGAAAUUGGUGUCGCAACCAUCCCCCCUACCGAAUUUUAUACAGAUGAAGAUGCCCCUUUGGCCGAAGAUUAUCUUCGUUUUUCUUUUUGCAAAACUUAUGAAACACUAGAAGAAGCUGUUAAACGUUUACAGAAGCUAAAGAACUUUAUUUAA